AUGGAGCAGCAGCAGGGGGCCCCCAGCGGCCUCAUCAGUGCAGCAACAGGGGAGCCUUCUAGGGGCCCCACGCUGCCCCCUUCUCUUAAGCGGCUGCUCCCAGACUUCCUCAGCGAAAACCCCUACUUCUGUGCGGGCUUCGGCCUAGCGGGACUGGCACGUAGCCUGAAGGCUUUGUGCCGCCGCCGGCUGCUGACGUCGUUGGAGGUCCCCAUCAGAGACCCCGCCUACCCCUGGGUCAUGCAGUGGCUUGUUGCCAACACAGCAGCAACAUCAGCAGCAGCACCACCGCAACACCAGCAACAGCAGCAACAACAGCAACAGCAACAGCAGCAGCAGCAGCAGCAGCAGCAGGAUGUAGGUGAUGUGUGUGUGAGGUCAGAGGCAAGUGCUCGCUGCACCUGGGGGUGGAGACGACCUACGCCAAAGACGCAGCAGGCAACGCAGAGGCAGUAUUCAACGCAGCAGCAGCAGCAGCAGCAGCAGCAGCAGCAGCAGCAGCAGCAGCAGCAGCAGCAGCAGUUGCAGUAG
Molecule: messenger RNA, 531 nt
Organism: Eimeria mitis
Lineage: Eukaryota; Apicomplexa; Conoidasida; Eucoccidiorida; Eimeriidae
Product: Bcs1 protein, putative
Exons: 4
Coding region: 1-531 (176 amino acids)
Source: RefSeq, a predicted model, not a curated record